GUCUGUUAGGACGUGUUGUUGCCCUCUCCGCGUGCGCUGUGAGCGCGGGCGUCCCACUGGGGGUGUGUAGCAGGGGUAUUUAGACCCGGCGCCACUACCCCCACCCCUCCCAUCAGGGGUUCGGCUUAGGGUCGCCCCUGGGGGGCGGCUCUCGAGUCUUGAAGUAGUAGAGAAUCUAGACCGCUCCGGAGCUGCGGAGGCCCGCGCUGGGCAGACAGAAAAAUGGCGACGGCAUCGGUCUCCGCAGUUUCUGAUUCUCAGUUCUCGAACAUCUCAGCUGAACCAUCAAGGUCUAAUAGGGGUGUGGUUCGCCAUUCUUCAUCUCCUUAUGUAUCAUAUCCAUCUGAUAAGCCUUUCCUUAAUAGUGAUCUACGACGCUCUCCAAAUAAGCCUACCCUUGCCUAUCCAGAAAGCAAUAGUAGAGCCAUCUUUUCUGCUCUGAAGAAUCUUCAAGAUAAGAUCCGUCGCUUGGAACUUGAAAGGAUUCAGGCAGAAGAAAGUGUAAAAACCUUGUCAAGAGAAACCAUUGAGUAUAAGAAAGUACUGGAUGAACAGAUUCAAGAAAGGGAGAAUUCAAAGAAUGAAGAAUCAAAACACAAUCAAGAACUGACAUCCCAGUUAUUAGCUGCAGAAAAUAAAUGUAAUCUUUUGGAAAAACAAUUGGAUUACAUGCGAAAUAUGAUAAAGCAUGCAGAAAUGGAAAGGACAUCUGUCUUAGAAAAACAGGUUUCCCUAGAAAGAGAACGACAACAUGAUCAAACACAUGUUCAAACCCAACUUGAAAAACUGGAUCUUCUUGAACAGGAGUAUAACAAACUUACCACAAUGCAGGCCCUUGCAGAAAAAAAAAUGCAAGAAUUGGAAGCAAAACUCCAUGAAGAAGAACAGGAAAGGAAACGUAUGCAAGCUAAGGCAGCUGAGUUGCAGAAUGGCCUGGAAACAAAUAAACUUAUCUUUGAAGAUAAUGCAGCUUCAUAUGUUCCCAAUGCAAGAAAAAUUAAAAAAAAGAAGUCAAAACCACCAGAAAAGAAAGGUCCUAGAAACUAUUUUGGUGCGCAGCCACAUUAUCGAUUAUGCUUGGGUGAUAUGCCAUUUGUGGCCGGAAAGUCCACCAGUCCUAGCCAUGCUGUAGUAGCCAAUGUUCAGCAUGUCUUGCAUCUGAUGAAACAACAUAGUAAAGCCUUGUGUAAUGACCGAGUAGUCAACAGUGUUCCUUUGGCAAAACAAGUAUCUGUAUCUUCACGAAGUAGUAAAAAUAAGAAGUCUGUAACACCUUCCUCCUCCAGCACCAUUAAUGAAGAGUUGUCAGAAGUCUUACAGACUUUGCAGGAUGAAUUUGGGCAAAUGAGCUUUGAUCAUCAGCAGCUUGCAAAACUUAUCCAGGAGUCACCAACCAUGGAAUUAAAAGAUAAUUUAGAGUGUGAACUUGAGGCAUUAGUGGGAAGGAUGGAAGCAAAAGCCAACCAAAUAACUAAAGUCAGAAAAUACCAAGCCCAGCUAGACAAACAGAAGAUAGAGAAGCAAAAGAAAGAAUUAAGAGCUAACAAAAAGACUCUCGAUGAAGAAGGAAAUGUCAGCAGCCGUUCUGGAGUCACAGGGACCACAAGUAAGAAGGAUUUUGCCAAACAGAGACCUGGAGAAAAAAGCAGGAAAAAUCUUCAGUUAUUGAAGGACAUGCAAACCAUACAGAAUUCAUUACAAAGCAGUAACUUGAGUUGGGAUUACUGAUUCCUCGUGCCAGGUCAUAAAUUUUAUUCAGAUAAUCUGUACCUCAUCAAUCAGAUGUUGACAAUUCACUUUCCAGGUUUCAUACUCACUUAUGUUAGAAUUAAUUAAUAGCAUGUGUUAGGGGGCCCAAGCUUCAUUACCCAGUCCUGUGUUACGCAGAACAACUGUGAAACCAUUUUAAUGGAAACCAAGGGAGUUUUAAGGCCUAAGAAGCCCCUGUUUCUUUGAAAUGAAUUUGCUACACUGACAUAUUGCACCUUCACAAAUUACCGGGUGGCUUUUUUUUUUUUUUUUAACUUGUGGGUGUGAUUUUUUUUUUAAAUAGUUCUUCAUUCAAAUUAGGUUUAAAUUUUCAAAAUAUGAGGCUUUUCCAUAGCAGGGUUUGCUAGAAAAGUCUUUUUUAAAUCUUCUGGCAUAAAGUGCCCACUUCCCUUUUCCCUUAAAACCAUUAAAUACACUUUGUUUCAACUAUUGAUGGAGGUUUUCAUAUUUAUAUAUUUAAGAGGAUUUGGGUUAUUGUUUUUUUUUUUUUUUUUUCUUUUUUGGUAUUUCAAACAUUGAUCAGUAUUGAAUGCACUUGUAUUGCUUUUUAAUCCACUGUUAGUUUUAUUUAAAGAUCCAAGCAAUCAUUUUAAGCUAACUACCUGUAAGAUUUAUGAAAGCAUUUUUUAAAGUGAAACAAAUUGUUAAUAAAUGAGAUUUUUGAAGAAAGUGAGAAUGAGAGAGAAGGGAGAUGUUGUGAAGCACACACAUCUGCAGUUUUUAUAUAUACCCAUUUGUAAUCAUGUUAUUCAGUCAAGGCAUUGUGAUAUUUUUAAAUCUUGAAACCCAGAGAACCCCGUGAAUAUUUGCUUUCCUUUUUCUGUACAGUAUGAGCAAAAUAACUGUACACACAAAAUUUUCAUUUUAAUGAUGUUGUCAUAAUUUUGAAAAGAUCAAGACAUGUUACCUUUUUAUAAAUUUGCCAUUCAUGUCAAUAAACUUUUUUAAGGAAACACUGAAACUUUCCUUAACAGCCUAUUAACUAAGGCUUUAUUUAUUGUAAACUCUCAAAAAUGCAUUUCAAAAUAGGACAUUAGUAUGUUGAUUAUAAGUAUAUUAAUAUUCAGUACUUAAAUGUUUACCAUUUCAAUGCUUUCAGAAGAAACUAAGCCCAACAAGAUUGAAUUGCCUCAUGGUAUAUGAGAUACUCUAAAAGGGCUAAUUGACAUGUUAGCCACAUAUUAAGGGAAUUCUUUUCAUAUGCCUCUCCUUGGAUUGAGAUGGAGGUUAAGGAUUAUACCUAGACAGCAUGAUUUAUUCUAGUACCUGAACUUUGACCUUGUCAAGCCUCUUAUUGAAUUAAUUUUUCUACAGCUAGGGUUCUUAAUUUAGUGUCCUAAAUACCUAUUUUGUGAACCUCCUGAGUGUGUAUGUAAUCAUUUGCUUAUACGUGUGAUUUUCUGAUGAGCAGGUUUGCAGUCAUUGAAUUGACAACAGUGAGUCCAUAGAAGGUGAGAAAUUGCUCUGGUAACAUGGUAAAUAUUUGUGUCUCAGCCAUCAUUUCAGCUAUUAAACUUUUGUUAUCUCUUUGUUUGAA
Molecule: messenger RNA, 3307 nt
Organism: Marmota monax (woodchuck)
Lineage: Eukaryota; Metazoa; Chordata; Mammalia; Rodentia; Sciuridae
Gene: Cep57
Product: centrosomal protein 57
Exons: 11
Coding region: 223-1728 (501 amino acids)
Cellular component (GO): centrosome
Molecular function (GO): microtubule binding; identical protein binding; gamma-tubulin binding
Source: RefSeq, a predicted model, not a curated record